This is a messenger RNA of Hipposideros armiger (great roundleaf bat), 7591 nucleotides long. It is a transcript of the gene ACTN1, whose product is annotated as actinin alpha 1. Gene Ontology annotation, molecular function: calcium ion binding; protein binding. NCBI's taxonomy places the organism in Eukaryota, Metazoa, Chordata, Mammalia, Chiroptera, Hipposideridae. The record is from RefSeq and is a predicted model, not a curated record. The transcript has 22 exons. Bases 314 to 3058 code for a protein of 914 amino acids.
UCUGCCCCUUCCCCCCGCCCCCGUCCGCUUCGCUCCCGCAGCGCUAGUGUGUCUGCCCGGCUCAGUGUGCGUGGAGAUCUGGUCCAAGCGCCCGCCCCGAGGCAGGCAGUCCGCUAGCUCUAGCCGCCGCGGCAAGCAGCAACCUUCGCCAACAGCGCUGCGGCGGAUCCGGGCGCCGGGGAGCUAGCCCGGCCCCGCUAGCCCAGCCCAGCCCGGCCAGACUCCCUCCCCACGCCAGGGCAGCAGCAGCAGCCGCCGCCGCCAGGAGAGAAGGUGGAGGAAGAAAUCCAGCCGCUAGCACGCGCGCACCGUCAUGGACCAUUAUGAUUCCCAGCAAACCAACGACUACAUGCAGCCCGAAGAGGACUGGGAUCGGGACCUGCUCCUGGACCCCGCCUGGGAGAAGCAGCAGAGAAAGACAUUCACAGCAUGGUGCAACUCCCACCUCCGCAAGGCGGGGACGCAGAUCGAGAACAUCGAGGAGGACUUCCGGGAUGGCCUGAAGCUCAUGCUGCUGCUGGAGGUCAUCUCAGGUGAACGCCUGGCCAAGCCGGAGAGAGGCAAGAUGAGGGUGCACAAGAUCUCCAAUGUCAACAAGGCCCUGGACUUCAUAGCCAGCAAGGGGGUCAAGCUGGUGUCCAUCGGAGCGGAAGAGAUUGUGGAUGGGAACGUGAAAAUGACCCUGGGCAUGAUCUGGACCAUCAUCCUCCGCUUUGCCAUCCAGGACAUCUCCGUGGAAGAGACUUCGGCGAAGGAAGGGCUGCUCUUGUGGUGUCAGAGAAAGACAGCCCCUUAUAAAAACGUCAACAUCCAGAACUUCCACAUAAGCUGGAAGGAUGGCCUCGGCUUCUGUGCCUUGAUCCACCGACACCGGCCUGAGCUGAUUGACUAUGGGAAGCUGCGGAAGGACGAUCCGCUCACAAAUCUGAACACGGCCUUUGACGUGGCAGAGAAAUACCUGGAUAUCCCCAAGAUGUUGGAUGCUGAAGACAUCGUUGGGACCGCCCGACCGGAUGAGAAAGCCAUCAUGACUUACGUGUCUAGCUUCUACCAUGCCUUCUCCGGAGCCCAGAAGGCGGAGACAGCAGCCAAUCGUAUCUGUAAGGUGUUGGCCGUCAACCAGGAGAAUGAGCAGCUCAUGGAAGACUACGAGAAGCUGGCCAGCGAUCUGCUGGAGUGGAUCCGCCGCACCAUCCCGUGGCUGGAGAACCGGGUGCCUGAGAACACCAUGCACGCCAUGCAGCAGAAGCUGGAGGACUUCCGCGACUACCGGCGCCUGCACAAGCCGCCCAAGGUGCAGGAGAAGUGCCAGCUGGAGAUCAACUUCAACACGCUGCAGACCAAGCUGCGCCUCAGCAACCGGCCCGCCUUCAUGCCCUCCGAGGGCAGGAUGGUCUCGGACAUCAACAACGCCUGGGGCUGCCUGGAGCAGGCAGAGAAGGGCUAUGAGGAAUGGCUGCUGAAUGAGAUCCGGAGGCUGGAGCGGCUCGACCACCUAGCAGAGAAGUUCCGGCAGAAGGCCUCCAUCCAUGAGGCCUGGACGGACGGCAAAGAGAUCAUGCUGCGGCAGAAGGACUAUGAGACGGCCACCCUCUCAGAGAUCAAGGCCCUGCUCAAGAAACAUGAGGCCUUUGAGAGUGACCUGGCCGCCCACCAGGACCGUGUGGAGCAGAUUGCCGCCAUUGCACAGGAGCUCAAUGAGCUGGACUAUUACGACUCACCCAGUGUCAAUGCACGGUGCCAAAAGAUCUGUGACCAGUGGGAUAAUCUGGGGGCUCUAACCCAGAAGCGGAGAGAAGCCCUGGAGCGGACUGAGAAAUUACUGGAGACCAUCGACCAGCUGUACUUGGAGUACGCCAAGCGGGCCGCGCCCUUCAACAACUGGAUGGAGGGGGCCAUGGAGGACCUACAGGACACCUUCAUCGUGCACACCAUCGAGGAGAUCCAGGGACUGACCACAGCCCAUGAGCAGUUCAAGGCCACCCUCCCCGAUGCCGACAAGGAGCGCUUGGCCAUCCUGGGCAUCCACAAUGAGGUGUCCAAGAUAGUCCAGACCUACCACGUCAACAUGGCGGGCACCAACCCCUACACAACCAUCACGCCUCAGGAGAUCAACGGCAAAUGGGACCAUGUGCGGCAGCUGGUGCCUCGGAGGGAUCAGGCCCUGAUGGAGGAACAUGCCCGCCAACAGCACAAUGAGAGGCUACGCAAACAGUUCGGUGCUCAGGCCAACGUCAUCGGACCCUGGAUCCAGACCAAGAUGGAGGAGAUCGGAAGGAUCUCCAUUGAGAUGCACGGGACCCUGGAGGACCAGCUGAGCCACCUGCGGCAGUAUGAGAAGAGCAUCGUCAACUACAAGCCCAAGAUUGACCAGCUGGAAGGUGACCACCAGCUCAUCCAGGAGGCACUCAUCUUCGACAACAAACACACCAACUACACCAUGGAGCACAUUCGCGUGGGGUGGGAGCAGCUCCUCACCACCAUCGCCAGGACCAUCAAUGAGGUGGAGAACCAGAUUCUGACCCGGGAUGCCAAGGGCAUCAGCCAAGAGCAGAUGAAUGAGUUCCGGGCCUCCUUCAACCACUUUGACCGGGAUCACUCCGGCACGCUGGGUCCCGAGGAGUUCAAAGCCUGCCUCAUCAGCUUGGGUUAUGAUAUUGGCAACGACCCCCAGAAGAAGACAGGCAUGAUGGACACGGAUGAUUUCCGCGCCUGCCUUAUCUCCAUGGGUUAUAACAUGGGGGAGGCAGAAUUUGCCCGCAUCAUGAGCAUUGUGGACCCCAACCGCCUAGGGGUAGUGACAUUCCAGGCCUUCAUCGACUUUAUGUCCCGGGAGACAGCUGACACAGAUACGGCAGACCAAGUCAUGGCUUCCUUCAAGAUCCUGGCCGGUGACAAGAACUACAUCACGGUGGAUGAGCUACGCCGGGAGCUGCCGCCAGACCAGGCUGAGUACUGCAUCGCGCGAAUGGCCCCCUACACUGGCCCUGACGCAGUACCCGGUGCUCUGGACUACAUGUCCUUCUCCACGGCGCUCUAUGGCGAGAGUGACCUCUAACCCCUCUAACCCGCCCAGCCAAUCCUGUGCCCUCACCCCCUACCCCCUGCCUCCUACCCAUGCGAGCCCCACCCUAAGCCUCUGCUGUGCCCCCCUCCUCCCGCCCGGGUUUUGCACUCAGCCUCCUACAGGGCCAGCUGGGACCCACGCGGCAUCAAACCUCCCUGCCCGCCAAGUGACAGUUUACAAAAUUAUUUUCUGCAAAAAAGAAAAAAAAGUUACGUUAAAAAAAGUAAAAAAACAAACAAAAAGAACCCGCAUAUUUUAUUAUAGAAAAAGUAUUUUUUUCUCCACCAGACUUAAAUGGAAAAGAGGAUGAAUUAACUAUUUGCACCGAAAUGUUUUGUUUUGUUGUGACAUAGGAUAAUAACCAAGCACAAUGUUUUAUUCCAUCCUUUUUAUCCAUUUUUUUUCUAUCUGUUCCAUCUGCUGUAUUCAUUUCUCCAAUCUCAUGUCCACCUUGAUGUGGGAGUGGGUGGGUGGGGGUGGGGUAAUUUCGUCAAAAGGCACAUUGGUGCAUGUGUUUGCUAGCUCACUUGUCCAUGAAAAUAUUUUAUGAUAUUAAAGAAAAUCUUUUGAAAUGUCUGUUUUUUAAGGAAGAGAAUUUAUGUGGCUUGUCUUGUUUUUAAGUUCAGAGGUGUGCUUAGCCUCUUCAUCAGCACACACUUUUUUUUUAAAUUUUAAUAUUGCCUAUUAAAAAUGGUCAGGAUAGAACUGGAGUGUGGGCAACUUUGAUAUUGCUUGGCACAGACCCUAUGAACGCACCGAUGAUCCCGUGACAGCUCUUGGCUUGCUCCUUUCUUGCUAUUUCCCAGAAGUGUGUGUGGGUUCAAGGAUGGUACGGGGCACCCGGACAUGCCCCUAAUAUGUUUUUGACCCUGGCGUGUUCAGUCUCCUUGCUCUUCAGUUUCUUUGUUUUAAAAAGGAAAACAUGGUUUCCUCUCCAGGCUCUUCUGAAUUGAAAAUAAGGCCAUGGAUGGUUAAGGUCCUGGAUGAUUAAGUCGUACCUUAGUUGGUUUUUCACAACAUCAAACAGUCCUGUGCAUAUGUGAAUAACUUGAUAAACACACUUUCUUUAAAUGACUUACACUUGUUUUUUUUUUUUAAGUGAGCGCUUUUAUUUUUGCCACAGGGGACAAAUUGAGUUGUCUCAGUAAAGGUUAUCUCACCUUUGCUCUUCAAGAUGUCCCACAGACAGGAGCUGUCCAGCAUCACCUGGGAGCUUGUUGGAAACGCAGGCUCUCAGGCCCCACCCCAGACCUGCUGAGUCAGAAUCUGCAUUUUAACAAUAUUCCAGGGGAUCUGUGUCUGUUCUCUAUCUAGCUUCUCCUGUUUUGCCUCCUUACCGGCCUCUCCUCCCUGAGGCUUUUACUCCAAGUACAGGCAAUGAAGACUUUCAAAGAUGGUAUCGAUAAUAACAGUGCAGUGGGUUACAGAAAUGUACGUUAGCACCAGAAGCCGUAGAUCUGUGUUCCAGUUAUGGCUGUGUCUGGGAGUUAAAAUGGCUUAGCUGUUACAGGGUGUUGGGUCUGUGGAGCCUGACUGCCAGAGUUGAAAUCCAUGACAGCCAUUUCCAAAACGGGUAAACCGCACUACCUACCGUUCUCUUAUGUAUUAAGUGGAGAUAACAAUGCUUUUGGAAAGUCAGCGCUAUAACACAGAGAGCUCCUAGAAUAUUAGUACAUACAAAUGUUAGCUGUGGUCAAUCUUACUUUAAAUUUCAAGGGAUUGGGUUGAAGGACCUGUUAAAAAAGGAACCCUUAAUGUGAUAUGUCUGUCGCCUCCUUUAAGAGGACUAAGACUAAAUCAGAACUUACUGAGCUAGGGCCAAUGAUGACAGUCUUUGGUAUGGGGCCCUCUUGUUUAGGAACGAGUUCAGCGAGUUUCUAGAACACCCCUGCCCUGGGCAAGAAGGUCCAGGUAGGAGGGCUGCUCAGGAGAAAGGAGACCGGUUGGGGGGCGGGGGUUGGCAUUUACUUUAGAAGCGUUCCUAUAUAGGUUUUACUACUCGCUGGUAAAAAGUCCAGUGAAUGUUCACUGUGGGUCUGCUGUGGCUGCAGCUCUGUGGGGAACACCAUUGGAACAAGGCAAAAACCUGGUCUCAGAGAGUCAGUCUUGUGAAAGAGGCCAAUAUGCAAGAUCCCUUGUUUUAGCUAUUUACACGCAAGUCUCAAGGGGACGCAGUGGUAUAGGAGUUGAGGAGAGGGGCAAAUUGUUCCAACCAGAAAGUUUCCUAAAAGUGCAAGCACUUUAACAUGCCUCAGUUUCCAGAGGCAUGAUCAGCUCCCUUAUCGGAGCUCACUUUCAAAAAAAUUGUAAGUCGUUUGAACGGAAGUGAGUUUACCAAGUUAUUCUACAACCUUCAGAGAAGUGCCCUUGUCCUUGCUUCUCAAUGUUAAGGGUGCUUAUAUGUGUGCAAAUGACUGUGAUUACUUUAAAUGAAUUUUCAAUUUGUUAAAGAGGUAAAAAUUGAAAAAUCGAUUUCUUAAGCUUUUAAGGUCAUUGUGUGCAUCUUGCUAUAUUGAGAAUGUAAUUUUUUCUGUAAAAAUAAAAACUCUUGCUUGUCCUAUUCAUGCAUACAUUUAACACAUGAGAUCCUCCCAAUUAGCCCCAUUUGCAAACUUCGUUAAAUUCCUUUAAAUAUUUUAUAAACAUAUUUCCAAGUUUUCAUAAUUCUUUCCAGGACAUCAGCCUCCCAACCCAGGCAGAUUCAAAUCCUAGCAACAAAACUCUCACUUAGCACAAAGCAAUUGAAGUAUUAUAAGUGUAGUAAUCAACUUCUCUGGAGCCGUUCAAAGCCUCCCAAAGUUUACUAACAACUCUCUUACACUUCCAAAAUUAAAAUCGCACAUCGAAUUUUAAUUACACAUUUCAGAUGAAAACCACAACACUAAUAAUAUAUGCCAGCUUCUCUUACAUGUUCAAGCACCCUAUGUUAAUUCAGAGGUUGUCAUGGUUUGUAAAAAACUGCUGAACACACCAAAAUAUUAAUACUAAGAGUUUGAUUCACUCCAUUUGUUUAGUUCUAAGCGGGAUUUCAAAUCCCCUUACUACUUGCUGGUUUAGGAGCCGAAGUGUCAGGAUCGUGACACACUGUAUAUCACUUGGAGAUUCUGAACCAGGACACAAGAUGAGGUGUUCACACACUUCCAGGGUGAUUCUACCCAAGGCACAAGUGAACUCAUGGUAUUGGUUCCAAUAGUCAGGCACUGUCCCCGAGCCCAUGUUUUCCAUUUGACAUUUGUUUUGCAACCCAUUGCAUUACUCACCCACUAGGCAUCUUUUGGAUUUUACCCUUGCCCAGUUUUCAUCGUAACCUAUUCCAACUUACUUUAAAUGAUUGGGUAGAUGGAAUUCUCUACCCCGAGCCAGGCAGGCUGUUAACUGUUCCUGCAUCAAUGGGACAAAUUCAUUGCAUCUCUUUCCUGCCUGUGUGGAGCGUGCAUUUCUUUUUUGUAUUUUUUUCUGCCUCUGCCUAUACGUUUAUAGGGACUUUGUUGACAGCCUCGUGAAGACCAACUACAAAAAUAGCUUCUCUGUCUGGCCUGUCAACCUCUUAACAAAAUCCUAAUGACCACUCCAGGUACUAGGCCUAUCCCAGGAAUGUGCUGUGUCCUCCAUCACUGGGUCAGCUCAGAGUUGUCCCCUGCACACGGGAUCAGUGCUUGAAGAGUGCAGUCACUAGGCUGAGUCAGUUACCAGGACUGAGAACAUAUAGGGCGUUCUUAGGCUGUAAGGAGAGAUUGGAUGGAGACUUUGUCAGUUCUUCGGCCUAUGCCAGGCCCUCCGGUGAUGUCCACGAGCGGUAUGAGUUGGGCAGUGAGCACCUCUGAGCUGUCUAACCUAAAAGCCUUCGACUAGGGCCGGCCUUUUUGUCAGAGGAAAAAAACACAACCUCUUUCGACAGUGGUACCCUUCAAGAGAGACGGGUUUAAGUGUGCCUUGCCACUUACUGGGUGGGCAAAUGACCUCUCCAAAUGGGGUGGGUAAUGCUAUUUCCUCCUGUGCCUGGCACAUGAUAGGCAUUUUGUAAGUGGCCUUAAGUCUUAAUACAGUUUUUAAAAGAUCAGCUGUGGUUUGCUGUGCUAUUUUAAAUAUUCUGAAAGAAAAAGGCCUGACUAUAGAAAAAUAUCAUUAAGGGGAGUCCACCAGUCUUUGAGUUCUGUAGUGGGCUAGAUAAUGAUCCCAAGAUAUCCAUAUCCUAAUCCUGGAACCUGUGAUUAUGUGACUUGACUGGCAAAUGGGACUUUGCAGACAUAAUGAAGCUAAGACUCUUGAGAUGGGGAGAUUAUUCUGAAUUAUCUGAGGGUGCCCUUCUAAGAGGAAGGCAGGAGAGUCAGAGAAGUGAUGAUGAAAGCAGAGGCUGGAAUGAUAUGAAGCCAGAAGCCAAGAAUCUGGGCAGUGUCUAGAAGCUGGAAAAGACAAGGAGACGGAUUCUCCCCUCGAGCCUCCACAAGGAACGCAGCCCUGCUGACCCAUUUUGGAUCUCUGAUCUCUGGAACUAUAAGCUAAUAAAUGUGUGUUGUUAAGCCA